AUGCCUGCGUGUGGUAAAAAUGUUUCAAAGCCUCGUCCUGUACCCCUCGCCUAUUGCCUCGCCCUUGUGCCUCGCCACUGUAUCGUCACUGUACCUCGCCCCUGUGCGUCGUCCUAUUGCCUCGGCCUGUGCCUCGCCCUGUGCCUCGCCCUUGUGCCCCUCGUCCCUGUGCCUCGUCCAUGUAACUCGCCCUGCCUCGUCCUGUACCUCGUCCUGUACCUCGCCUGUGCCUCACCACUGUGCCUCGCCACUGUGCGUCAUAACUCGCCCUAUUGCCUUGUCCCUGUAUCGUCGCUGUACCGUGUCCCUGUGCUUCGUCACUGCACGCCGUCCGCCUUACCGCCCCACAAUACCUCCGCCCCUGUACCUCGCCCCUGUGCGUCGUCCCUGUACGCCUCGGCCCUGUGCCUCGCCCUGUGCCUCGCCCUUGUGCCUCGCCACUGUGCGUCGUCCAUGUGCCUCAGCCUGUACCUCGUCCCUGUGCCCUCGUCCUGUGCCUCAACCACUGUGCCUCACCACUGUGCCUCGCCACUGUGCGUCGUCCGUAAUAACUCGCCCUGUGCCAGCCAUCGCAAUGCCCCUCGUCACUGUGCCGUGUCCCUGUGCUUCGUCGCUGUGCCUCGUCCGUGUACCCGCAACCCUGCCUCGCCCCUGUGCCUCGCCCUUGUGCCUCGCCCCUGUGCCUCGCCCUUGUACCUCGUCCCACCAGCCCGCGCUCGUCACUGUGCCUCGCCACUGUACCUCACCCGCUGUGCCGCCACUGUGGCACCUCACCACUGUGCCUCGCCACCAGCCCUCACCACCUUGCCUCGCCCCUGUGCCUCGCCAUUGCCUCGCCCUUUUCUCGCCCUUGACGCCUCGUCCACCAAUACCGAUCAUAUUGCCUCAUCACUGUGCCUCACCACUGUGCCUCGCCCUGUGCCUCGCCCUUGUGCCUCGCCUGUGCCUCAGCCCUUGUGCCCCUCGGCUAUUAGAUCAGGUCGCUGUGCCUCGCCACUGUGCCCUCAGAUCGCAAUAUCAAUACUGUGCCUCACCACUGUUGCCUCAUGCGCAAUACCUCGCCCUUGUUGCCUCUGGCUGUACGCGCUAAUGCCUCGUCUCCACUUCGCCCCUGUGCCUCGAUCACUGUGCCUCAUACUGCCUCGUCCCUGUACCUCGCCACUGUGCCCCUCUGCUGUGCCUCGCCACGCCUCACCAUAUUGCCUCGCCCCUAUUACCUCGCCCGCUUGUACCUCGCCCUGUGCCUCGCCAGCCCUCGCCUGUACCUCGCCCUGUACCGUCCUGGCACCUCCCACCACUAUUGCCUCGCCACUGUGCCUCGCCAGCCUCUAG
This is a messenger RNA of Homarus americanus (American lobster), 1332 nucleotides long. RefSeq names its product keratin-associated protein 10-9-like. NCBI's taxonomy places the organism in Eukaryota, Metazoa, Arthropoda, Malacostraca, Decapoda, Nephropidae. The transcript is spliced from 2 exons. Bases 1 to 1332 code for a protein of 443 amino acids. The record is from RefSeq and is a predicted model, not a curated record.